Messenger RNA from Manihot esculenta (cassava), 1694 nucleotides. RefSeq names its product UPF0481 protein At3g47200. The transcript is spliced from 2 exons. Lineage: Eukaryota; Viridiplantae; Streptophyta; Magnoliopsida; Malpighiales; Euphorbiaceae. The coding region runs from base 130 to 1632 and encodes 500 amino acids. The record is from RefSeq and is a predicted model, not a curated record.
CUCUUCCAUUUUUCCUUUCAAAUUGCUUCCAUCUUCUAGUUCUGUCGAGUUGCAGGCCACAGCCGGUGACCUCACUACUCCCUCCAUUAAAAUCAGGGAAUAAGCUCCCCACCCCUUUGAGUAUUUCUUAUGGCUAUGGCACAAGGAACCAGACUCAGACUCGGACUCUGCUCCUUCAAGCACCCAUUUCUCUGGAAUAUUUCCCCUUCUAUAGCUUCUACCACCACCACCACCGCUGGAGCAAUCCAGACUUGUCUCUGUCUUCCGUGGCUGUUCCGCCUUCUUCAUUCCAAUGCCUUGAACCCACUGCCACAACGAUCUCCGGCGUUCCAUGGAGUAAGAUAUAUGCAACGGCAACUGCCUUUUCAAAGAUUAUUCUGCUCCGAGGCCACUGGUGACAAGGAGAAGAUGAAGAAGAAACCGAUAGCAAAUGAAGAUUUUGUAACGAUGCGAAUUAAUCAAAAGCUUACAGAUAAGCUUACAAAUAAAUCCCCUGUAUUCUCAGAUCAUUGCAUUUUCAAAGUGCCAAAACAACUACGAAUUGUGAAUGAAGAGGCAUAUGAACCGCAACUAAUUGCAAUUGGUCCUUAUCACCAUGGGAAAGAUCAUUUACUUGCCAUGGAAGAUCACAAAAUACGGUAUCUUCAAAGCUUCCUUCAACGAAGUGCACAGAAAGAUGUAUCAAGGUAUGUGCAGACCAUAAGAAAUUUGGAAGAAAAAGCUCGUAAAUCUUAUGCAGAGCCUUUAAGCUUUGAGCAUGAUGAAUUCAUUGAAAUGAUGCUUAUUGAUGGUUGCUUUAUUAUUGAGUUUAUACACAAAAUGGUUGAAUUUGAUGUGCAAGACCCUAUUAUGGGGUCUGGACAUAUGUAUGUUAGAUUAAUGCUGGACUUGUUAUUACUUGAAAAUCAACUUCCAUUCUUCAUACUAUGGGAGCUGCUUAGGACGAGCAAUGUGAUAUCAAACCCAGAAAUCAACUUCACUAGGUUGAUUUUGAAAGCCUAUAAGCAUUAUUUAUCAGGCUCAGGCUGUGAUAUGAGUCGUGCAUACACUUCAGCAGAGAUGAUGCAAAUUAAAAGUAUUUUGGGAUUAGUACAUGACAACUGGCAACCUUCCCCCGAAAGAAUAGAGGUUUAUAAGAAAAUGAGAGAAACCAAGAAACCAAGUAGUACGCGCUGUGCCACAGAGCUCAAAGAGGCCGGGAUUAAGUUCAAGAGCCCAAAAAUAGAAAUCACAGAUAUAACAGAAUGUGUCUUGCGAAAUCUCAUAGCCUAUGAGCAGUUGACUUCUUUCACGAGUCCAAAAUACUUCACUGAUUACAUGAUAUUCAUGGAUAGCCUCAUCAAUUCUAAAAAGGAUGUGGAGCUACUUUGUCGCAAGGGGAUCAUUGAUAACUGGAAGGGAGACGAUGAAACCAUUGCUAUUAUAUUCAACAAGCUUGGGGAACACGUCUUUUGCGAAAGCACUCUCUACGCGGAUAUAGUGAACAAUGUUAACGAGCAUUGCAAGAAACGAAGGAAUCUGUGGAUGGCCCAGUUGAGGCACGAUCAUUUUCAAAGCCCAUGGUCUGUCAUUUCUCUUUUGACUGCUAUCAUUUCUGUUUUGGUUGCUAUCAUGCUGCCCCUUCUCCCAUGAUUCAAACUGUUUUUUCAGUUCUUCCUUAUUAUAAGUAAAAUAAAUGCUAACAUUUCUUGUUC